GCUUCUUGAGUAUAAGGGUGGACUGGAGAAGGAUUAUGGCGUUGAAAUUCCUUCGGAGGCUCUCAAUCUUGCUUGUGACAUUACCAUAAGACAUUCCAAUGUUUUAUUUGCUAAUGAAGAAGUGAAUUCUGACAAUUUUGAGGAUCUGCUCCAAAAAAAGGCGUUCGGGCUGGUGAAGGAUGCCUGUUUGAGAUUGAGGCGCGACCUCGACACUGAUGCAGAGGAGAAUGCUUUGGAUACUGAUGAAUACUAGUUGAGUCGGGGCUUUUUGAAUUGGAGGAAAUUAAGAAAUAGAAGGUUCAUCGAAAACGAAUUUGGAUUCCUCGUUCGGAAAAGGAAUAUCAAGAUUUGAUGGACAAGUGGGAUAGGUUUAUGAGGAAGUCAAAACCAAUAGUAAUGGGGAGGAAUAGGUGCAACAAGAGAGGUGAAGAGCUACAAAUGUUAGAACAAGUGCGCCAAGGGCUGGUUUCUUUUAUGCAGGAGGCCGAAGCGGAUAAGAAGACAGAAAUAAAACCCACUUUUGGGAUGGUUCAGUGUUUAAGUCCUCUUCUAACCGAGCUUCUUCUAUCAACACAUGAGAAUCACAAAUAAAACCUUGCUGUUACUCCACGUUUAGUUGCAGAAGUGUAAAUAACUUACAGUUUUUUGGUGGUUUGCCAGGUGUUAUGAGAUGCUCUUUGGGCAUUAUUUUUCUUUCUUAAUAAUAUUUCUUUUUUGGGGGGAUAGCUGAUGGUGCACGUAGCAAGCCCCUUGACUGGGUUUCCAGUUUCUUGGCUCCUUUGCGGCUCAAAACUUCCGUUGCAGGACCUGGAAACAAGAUUGACUGAGAGGUUAAUUGGACAAGAUCGUGUUAGCUUUCUGAUUUGCCGGGCCUUGUCAAGGCAGAAGUCUAGCCGUGGACCUUUAGGCUCAUUUCUCUUCCUAUUUGGCUCUGGUAGAGGAAGGACGGAGCAUGCAAAAGCUCUUGCUAAACAACUUUUCGAUGGUGACAAAUUGCUAACUGAAGUUGACAUGUCAGAAUAUGGGGAGUCAGAUUCUUCCUCACGCCAGUUUGGUGCCCCUUCCAGUGGUGAAGAAUGUGGUGCUGGAGGAUUAGUUACAGAGGCUGUGAAGAAGAGGCCUUUUGGUGUUAUCUUGUUGGACAAUGUUGAUAGGGGCCAUCCUGCUGUUACAGAUCUUCUGAUCAAAAUUUUAAGUCAUGGAAGAGUAUUAGAUGGCAUAGGAAAUACUGUGUAUUUCAUGAAUACAUUGAUUGUCAUGACAUCAAAUGUUGUAGAUCACAUGUUCUAUCAGUCGGGCUGCAGAUGUUGGUCUCAAGACGGCCCCAUGAAAGACAAGUCUUAUCAUGAUCCACCAUAUCCUGAACGUCCAUGUGCCUAUCUCUCUUUUUUGACGGAGGUAAGUUCACUAGUAAGAAUACGAUUUUUUUUUUUCUGGACUCAAGGAGCACAUCUCAGGUCUAUCCAAUUGUGUACAUCUCUAAUUAUGUACCCCAAAGAAAAGGAACGAGUCAAUAAAAUCUAUUUAUUGCGUCGAGACUUCUUUACUUAGAUGAAUCUGCUGAAU
Messenger RNA from Rhododendron vialii, 1566 nucleotides. RefSeq lists its product as uncharacterized. The record is from RefSeq and is a predicted model, not a curated record. Gene Ontology annotation, biological process: cellular response to heat. The transcript is spliced from 4 exons. Lineage: Eukaryota; Viridiplantae; Streptophyta; Magnoliopsida; Ericales; Ericaceae. The coding region runs from base 730 to 1551 and encodes 273 amino acids. Gene Ontology annotation, cellular component: cytoplasm. Gene Ontology annotation, molecular function: ATP hydrolysis activity; ATP binding.